Ordospora pajunii is the source of this 1089-nucleotide messenger RNA. Its product is annotated as putative pyridine nucleotide-disulfide oxidoreductase. Lineage: Eukaryota; Fungi; Microsporidia; Ordosporidae. Gene Ontology annotation, molecular function: oxidoreductase activity. The record is from RefSeq and is a predicted model, not a curated record. The transcript has a single exon. Bases 1 to 1089 code for a protein of 362 amino acids.
AUGAAAGCAUGUGUGGUUGGGGGAGGGCCUGCAGGGCUGUAUGCAGCAAAGUUCCUUGUUGACCGAGGCAUUCGCACCACGCUAUAUGAAAAGGAGGCCGAGAUUGGCGGGCUUUACAGAUACUCGCUGUUGCCUGUGUCGAAGAUGGCGCCGUUUGCGAGGCUCCUAAGUGAUCCGAAGUUUGAUAUCAAACUGAAUAGCCCUGUAGAUACUGUGCGCCUUGAGCAGCUUGAGGAUGGCUUUGAUGUUUUUGUGAUUGCCACAGGCGCAGGAGGCCCAAGGAUGCCAGAUAUUUUCGGAGCAGAGCAUUGCAUCAGCGGGCUGGAUGUGAUUAAGGCAUUCUGGAAUGGAGAAGAUGCAAAGCAUCGAGUUGGAAAGAAAGUGCUGAUAGUUGGAAUGGGAAACGUGUCGAUGGAUGUUGUAAAAGUUGUUUUUGGAUGGGCAGGCCGUCAUUCAGAACGCAGGAUUGACGCAUGCAUUGGCAGAAACAGGAGCGUUGGUGUAGGUGCAGAGCAUGUCACGAUUGUAUCUCGAGGCAAUGCAUACAACGGUUCUUUUUCGAAUUCAGAGCUUAGAAGUGUGCUUGAAAUAGAUGACCUGAAGAUUAUGUGCUCGGAGGGAAAGAACAGCAGCCUAGGCGAAUGCAAUGGAUUACAGAGCUUAAACAUAAAAAGAGUAUUUGAAUGGAUUAAAUGCAUCAAGGCAAAGAUAUUUGAUGGAACCAAUCGUAAAUGGUGGGAACGACGGAAGAAGAUGCUAACAGAGAAUAGAAAUGGAAGCAGGAAGCUUCAUAUGAGAUUCAACACGUUGAUUACAUCAAUAGCGAAGGAUGACGAUGGGUACCGAGUAGUGCUUGAAAGGGAUGGCGUGGGAUCUAGUGAGGUUUUUGAUUCAGUUGUAUGCUGCAUGGGGUUUGAGAAUGCACAAGUACACAAGAUGAUGAAUAAGAAGCCAAUGUUCCGUAUUGGAUGGGCAAAGCAUGCAAGAGGAAAUGUGGAUGCAGUGAUGAGGGAUGCGCUUCUUGCAGUGAUGCACAUUGACCAGAUGAAUAUGAACAAUCAGAAAUUGAAGGAAAGCAGUACGAUGUGA